AGUUUCUUCCUGCCGAAAAAGAGAACGAACAUCGACAUCGUUGCGUGUUGCACGCAGUCGUUGAUUUUCUGCCCUUCAGAUGUCAGUAAAGAUGCCAAUUCUCCUGAGGAGCAGGAGUGGCGCUCCAGGGUGGAGCAGCAGGAGCCAGAGCCUCCCCGCAUUAAAGAGGAAGAGGAUGAACACAGUAUCAAUGAGGAGGGUGAGCAGCUUGGGGGGCUUGACUUCCCAGUGAUUCGCGUCAUCGUGAAGAAUGAAGACGACGAAGACGAGCCUCACUCCUCACAGCUUCAUGGUAGCGACGGCAUCACACCAGGACAUGUCGUUAUUAGAUUGGGGUCCCGUGAUGCAAGUGCUUGUCCUCCUCUUCUGGCUCUCGUUGUCUUACGCCGAUGAGGAUUGCCUGGAGUCCAACAAUAUCUUUACCACUAUUGGGCAGACCGCCAACUGUGCCAAAGAGAACAACAAACUUACAGAGAGCAAGUACUGUGAAGACGUGCUCUCUGAAUGCCUUGCUCAAAGUUCCUGGAUCAGAUGUUAUAAGCAGCAGAUUGUAAAAUGCAAAUCAAGAGGACGAGGUGGGAGCAGCUUCAUUUUUAGGACGGUCGACCCUUCCGAAGAGAGCAAGGAGCGCCCAACUCCAGAACAUGGUGUUCACAUCCCAUCGUCAGCCCUCCAGAGAAGCAGAGCACCCGAGUCCACGGACCUGGUGGUGGUGGUGGUCACUGUGCUUGACAGCGCAUAUUUCAAGCCCCCAAGAAAACGAAGAAGAUUCCUUCCUGGCCCUCCAGGCACAGUGUUGGGGGGGACUGUCCUGGUGGUGCAGGCAGGUUUAAACCCGCUGCAGAACCUCUCAGAACCCAUCACCAUGACCUUCAAACACAACAAGAAGGUUGCCAACGGGACUUGUGUGUUCUGGGAGGAGAUAAAUGAAGAAGACGGAACUGGUCACUGGAGCACAUUCGGCUGUAUCACCAAUAACACUAGCAAUGAAUUUAUUUGUCGUUGCAACCAUUUGAGCUUCUUUGCUGUACUUGUGAACCCUGAUCUCUCACUGAGUGAAGAGGACGCCUUCAACCUGAGUUUGAUCACUUACGUGGGAUCAGCGCUCUCCGUCAUCUUCACCAUCAUCAGCUUGAUCAUCUACUCGUGUGUAAACAAGCGGCAGCCAGAAAGAGCCAUCGGCCUGCACAUGCACCUGACGGCGGCGCUGCUGUGCCUACACCUCUGCUUCUUGCUCUGCUGCUUGUGGGCCUGGAGGCUCGGCAAGCAGCAGACCGACUGGUUCUGCGGGGCUCUGGGCUUCCUUCUGCACUGGUCUCUGCUGGCCACUGUCUGCUGGUCGGCCUUGGAGGGCUUCCACCUGUACCUCCUGCUGGUGCGUGUCUUCAACAUCUACAUCAGGAGAUACCUGCUCAAACUCAGCGUGGUGGGCUGGGGUAUUCCCACACUGAUCGCUUUGAUUUGUGGAGCGUCUGGUGUUUAUGGCAAAUACACGCUGAAAUUGCGGGACUCUGACAACUCCAAUAAUUCAACAAUGCAGCUGUGCUGGAUGAACAACAAAUUCAUUCAUAGGCAAGCAGUCAUUUAUGCUACCACGAUGGUCUUCCCGUGCCUGGUGGUGGUCUUCAACUCCUGCAUGUUGGGCCUGGUAGUCUUCAAGCUGUGGAGGUUGCGAGCAGGCGGCGGGCCGAAUGGCGCCAGGGAGAAGACCAGCAGGUUGUGGAAGGACUGCGUGACCGUGCUGGGCCUCAGCUGUGUGCUGGGCUUACCUUUUGGACUGUCUAGCGCCACCUACGUCUCCCUGCCAGGAAUCUACAUCUUCACCGUGCUCAACUCCGUGCAAGGGGCCUUUGUGUUCCUGUGGUCCUUGGCGUUAACGUACAAGUCUCGGUCGGACGCCGCCUCCUCCUCAAAAUACACGUCCUCUCAAAGAAUCAUGACCACUAGCUUCAACAGCUGACACACCACUUACACACACUUUAUCAGGUAUGUGUGUGUGUGUGUGUGUGUGUUAGCGCACUGAUAGUUUUUUUUGUCACACCCACACCGGAGGAGGAAGAGGAUGAUGAUGAAGAAACACUGUCUGCUGCCACAGGGAGCGAUCCGGAGGGUCCUACUGGAACUGUGUCUUAAUAUUAUGUAUAGCUACUGGCAGUGCCCAUUCAUUUACAUUCUCGAGUGGAAUUUGGAGUUUGACAUGUACACUGAAUAGAUAAUAAUAAUAAUAAUAAUAAUAAUAAUGAGAUGAGCAAAGAUAAUGGACAAACUAGCUCAUUCUUGUCCUUCAACAGAACAUGGCUGGGCACUACCAGAGGGUCCAUCAACCUCAACAGCACAGCUUGACACAGUGAGAUUUUCAGUCAAUACCAUGUUAAAUCUGUAUGUAGAAUUGUGUGUGGGAUUAAGUGUUGGCCAUGUUUCCCAGUUAAGGAGUUGUACAGGGUGUACCUCAAGCAGAUUAUUAAAACAGACCUUGAAAUUCUAUGACUGAAACGCCAGUUGAGGUGGGUGCAUUGUCAUGGUGAAUAUAUGAAAUAUGUUAAUGGUUGAGACUUUAUUACAAAUCCUGACUGUUGCUUUUGUACUCUUAGGCAAUAAAGAAGAACCACAUCACA
This is a messenger RNA of Syngnathus acus (greater pipefish), 2615 nucleotides long. Its product is annotated as adhesion G protein-coupled receptor G3-like. Gene Ontology annotation, cellular component: membrane. Lineage: Eukaryota; Metazoa; Chordata; Actinopteri; Syngnathiformes; Syngnathidae. Gene Ontology annotation, molecular function: G protein-coupled receptor activity. The coding region runs from base 251 to 1960 and encodes 569 amino acids. The record is from RefSeq and is a predicted model, not a curated record. The transcript is spliced from 16 exons. Gene Ontology annotation, biological process: cell surface receptor signaling pathway; adenylate cyclase-activating G protein-coupled receptor signaling pathway.